Notolabrus celidotus (New Zealand spotty) is the source of this 6028-nucleotide messenger RNA. It is a transcript of the gene stard13b, whose product is annotated as StAR-related lipid transfer (START) domain containing 13b. The record is from RefSeq and is a predicted model, not a curated record. The coding region runs from base 836 to 5269 and encodes 1477 amino acids. Gene Ontology annotation, molecular function: GTPase activator activity; protein binding; lipid binding. Gene Ontology annotation, biological process: regulation of Rho protein signal transduction; signal transduction; actin cytoskeleton organization. The transcript has 19 exons. NCBI's taxonomy places the organism in Eukaryota, Metazoa, Chordata, Actinopteri, Labriformes, Labridae.
GGAUCUACUCCUACGAAUGAUAAGAACAUCAGGGAGGACGGUUCGAUAUUGUGCUAAUGUAAUUUAAUUCUUACCCCUGCAUAUUGAUAAUUUAACCAAUAUAACAGGUGAGUUAGCUCAUUCGCUUCAAAUGACCUCAUGUACAGUAGAGUAUAGCCUAUAGCUUUCCUCUUGAUAUUCCAGCUGGUUCCUCAAUACAUGGGCUCUUAAAGCUGCUGCAAAUCACAAACUUUCCACAAGAGGGCGCCCCGUGCACCUCAAAGUGGAGGAGGUUGCAGAAGCAGAAAUCCUCAUUUCCUUACAAACUGUUGAACGAAAAUAAAAAGCAUCCAAAAGAUUAUGUAUCACUGUAUGGUAUACAUAAUUCAAAGUCAUAUGUCAAUCAUUCAUUCUGUGAAUUCAGAGUUUUUUGUCUUGUUUCAGUGAAACUGUCCAUCAGUUACUGGAUGAGAAUCAACACUAUCUGAGUCUACUGACUUCUCUGCUGUGUAACGCCACCCAGGAGAUGGAGCAGAGUGCCAUGGUACAGUUAUGAGGGACUGCAGGCAGGCAUGCAUUCAAACAGACCCCUUCACCACCUCCCCUCCUGUCAGGCCUGAGCGUGCAGCAGCCGAGCAGGUUGAUCAGAGUGGCAGAGAAUCGUUCAUGGUGUCACACUGAAAUCAUGUCAGGGUCUGUCUUCACUCCAACGUGUUACAGUGUAAAGUGACGGUGGACUGUGUGGAUAGGUUAUCAGCUACGUGUUUUUGACUGAACAUCUCGGAGGAAAAUGGCCAUCCUACACAUCCGGCACAAGCACCUGUGGAUUUAUGUUUUGAAUUAUGAGAAACUGUAGAUGACAGAAAUAAUGGAGAUUCCAUCUGCAGUGAAUUUGGAGGGACACCAGUCUGGGACAUUGUCAGGAUUACAAAAAAUCACAACACAGGAGUUGAAUUUAGAAAGCUCCAUCAUCUCGGCUAAUGGCUCUGUGGACCACAGAGGGGAUUAUCGUCUCUCUGCAGCUGAGAGCUCUCUGUGGAAGCCAGAUGAGGACUUAAGCAAAGUGGAGAACACUCACACUUCUGACAGUCAUGACAAACUUGAGUUUGUGGGAGGUGUGUGCUUACAGCAGCCGGAACAAGUGUCAGUCAUACCCUGUGAAACAUUUUUGGACCUGAAUCCACCGGCCACAAGUCAGCUUCACGAUGGAGGUAUUGUGUCCACGUUUGAUAAGUCAAGUCCUGGUCCUGUCACAGAAGACUUCUCAAACCAUGUGGUUCAGAAUCACUCAGAUCAGACAGGAGACUCAAACUCCAGAUGUGUAAACACAGACUGUGAGAGGUCAGAGACUCUCUCAAACGGACACGUUUUAAAGCCUCAGGAGGAUCUGUGCCCUGUCUUUAAUCUAGACUCCACUCCUUCCCUCGUUCUCCCUGCAACUGAUCCAGAUCCAGUACAGAGGGUCCCUCGCAUCAUUAAGCAUAAACCCAGCUCCAUCUCCUUCUCAAACUACCCCCACCCCUCCGCAGCUGAAGGACACGCUUUUGUCGAUGAGAGUUCUAACGAUGGAGAGUCUUCAUCAGAGGAGGAACGUGAUCACGAUCAUGACAGUGAGGAAGAUGACAGGGUUUUCCUUGAGCUGCCUGUCAAUCACAGAACAAGCAGCACGGGCAAAAACAAACAUAAAAGGAGGGGAGCUGCGAGUGCCCGGGCAGGAUCCAAUCACACGGGCAGAAACCGGGGAUUUGAAGCAGACGGGCAGAGCAGGAGCAAGGAGGAGUCUCCCCAGGUGAAGUCUGCUAUGUCUGACUCGAUGUGCCAGCUGAUGUUGAAACUGGACCAGCUUCAUCUGGACAUAGAGGAGGCCCUGAGUGCAAGCUCCUCCCCCUCCAACACACCCUGCACUACCCGCAAGAAACAGUGGGCUGCUGUUUCCAAGUCCACGUCAAACCAAACCCCAACCCCAAAAGACAGAGUCCUCCAAAGACCAGAGAGAGGGGAAUGUCCAAGCCAGGACAAGUCUUCAGCUCCUCGCAGCAGCUCAGCAGAAACAAAAGGAACAACUAAGAAGACGAUGUUCAAAAAGAUGACCAAUGCAUCAGGAGCAGAAAUCGAAGCAAAAGAGGCGUGUGACUGGCUGCGGGCAGCAGGAUUCCCCCAGUAUGCUCAGCUCUUUGAAGACUCUCAGUUCCCCAUCGACAUUACUCCUGUGAAAAGAGAUCAUGACUUCCUGGAUAAAGAUCUGGUGGAACCUCUGUGCAGGCGUCUCAACACCUUGAACAAGUGUGCCUCUAUGAAGCUUGAUGUGAACCUUCCGAAGAAGAAAAGUGAAGACUCUGAUGAAGAAGACCUGUUUGCUAUCAGUGACAAAUGGACGUUUGAGUGGAGCAGCAGGCGCUGGUCCAGGUUACAGGACAUUGACUGUCUACUGGAAAACCACGAAGAAGGUCAUCCUUCUAGGGACGGCGUUCCUCUGAGAACCACCACCAGCAGUGAGAGCGUUCUGACUGACCUCAGCGAGCCUGAGGUCUCUUCUUUGCACAGCGAGAGCAGCGGCGGCAGCGGUCACAGGGGCCUCAGCACGGAGGAUUCAGACUGCUCCAACCGCACCUGCCCGGAUUCUGCAGCAAUGCCAGACUCUACUUCUCUCACGAUGCCUCACAUCCCCAAAGAAAUUUCUCACUACAGCUCUUUAACUGACAAGCACGGCAAGAAUAGCCGAACCCGUGCCAAAGACUUCCUGAAGCGCAUGGAGACCCUGCGCUCUAGGGGAACUCUGGGUAGAGGUCGUAAGAAUUUGUUGAUCAGCUCUCCAGUGAUGCAGCAGGAGGCCCAGGCACUGAAGACGCUGCAAUGUGUUGAGAUUAUAAAUGGAGAUGUGGAGGCCUCUGAAACACCGUCCAACAAAGCUCUACCGUCCCAGUCCAGCAGUGAGGGCAGCAGCCAUUCUAGCGGCAGCGCUGUCAGCACACCCAGCUUGAAGGAACGUAAACCUCACCGAGCCGACCACAAGCGCAGCGGCAUGUAUUUGGAGGAUGUCGACAUUUUCUCAGGAACCCAAGUGAAUAAAGUUGCAGAACAAAACCGCAAGAAUGAAUUCUGCUCUUAUGAAGACCUGGUGGUUCACAUACCCAAAGACCACAAGCCAGGAACCUUUCCCAAAGCACUGUCCAUAGAGAGCCUGUCUCCCACCAACGGGGCUUCUAUCAACUGGCACACGGGCAGCAUGCACCUGAACUCCCCACCACUCAUUUCAUACAGGAGGGAAUCCAGACCUGUCACCCAGUGCUGCACCAGAGGCAGCAGAAUAAGCGUUUAUGAUAAUGUUCCUGGUUCACAUCUUUACGCUAGCACAGGAGACCUUAUAGACCUGGAGAAAGAGGACCUGUUUCCUCACCUCGACGACAUCCUGCUGCAUGUCAACGGCUUACAGCAGAUCGUGGACCACUGGUCCCAGAAUGUGUUACCUGGUGCUGAAGGGUCAGCGCGGGCUGACAGCGAGAGGAGAGAAGGUACAGUGGACCUCCAGUCCUCCAGUCAGAUCACAUUGGACUUUGAGGGAAAUUCUGUCACAGGAAGUCAGACUACACCGAGUUUUGGCGACGGAGACAGAGUAUCGCUUGCGGAGACAGAAUCUGCACAGCUCAGGGAGAGGAGGGACUCAGGAGUUGGGGCUUCACUCACAAGACCUAAUCGGUUACGAUGGCCAAGCUUUCAGAUAUCUAAUCGCAUAAGUCACUCAGUGGCCUCCCUGCAGAUCACAAACCAGUCAGCAGGCCAGCUGAGCUUGUUGCAGAAGUUUUCUCUGCUGCGCCUCACUGCAAUCAUGGAGAAGUACUCCAUGUCCAACAAACAUGGCUGGACUUGGUCUGUGCCAAAGUUCAUGAAGAGAAUGAAGGUACCAGACUAUAAGGAUAAGAACGUGUUCGGGGUCCCGCUCAUCGUGCAUGUUCAGCGUUCAGGACAACCGUUGCCACUUGGCCUGCAGCAGGCUCUGCGUUACCUGAGGAGCCAGUGUCUUGACCAGGUGGGUCUCUUUCGUAAGUCAGGGGUGAAGUCCCGAAUUCAAGCUCUCAGGCAGAUGAAUGAGAGCUCUCCAGACAAUGUGAACUAUGAGGAUCAGUCUGCCUAUGAUGUGGCUGACAUGGUGAAGCAGUUUUUCAGGGAUCUACCUGAGCCGCUGCUCACCAGCAAGCUUGGGGAGACUUUCCUCCACAUCUACCAGUAUGUGCCAAAGGAUCAAAGGUUGCAAGCUGUGCAGGCAGCCAUCAUGCUGAUGUCAGAUGAAAACAGAGAGGUGCUGCAGACGUUGCUCUGUUUCCUCAGUGAUGUCACUUCCUCUGUGGAGGAGAACCAGAUGACACCCAUGAACAUUGCUGUGUGCCUGGCUCCGUCCCUCUUUCAUCUCAACAUACUCAAGAAAGACAAUCUCUCUCCAAGGGCUAUGCAGAAGAAGUACGCUACUGGAAGACCAGAUCAGAAGGACCUGAAUGAAAACUUAGCAGCAACACAAGGUCUUGCGCAUAUGAUCACAGAGUGUAACCGUCUCUUUGAGAUCCCUCAUGAGAUGGUUACUCAGUCGCGUAAUUCAUAUGUGGAGGCUGACUUGCAUGCACCGACAAUUGACGAGCUGUGCAAGCAGCUGGAAGAUGAUGAUGGAACAUACCAAACCCAUAUGGAGGGGAGGCUUCAGAACCUGCUCAAAGAGGCCCGGGAAAAGUCCAAAUACUGGGUGUCCUGCAGCAGCUCUGAUAACACAGAGCUUUACUAUAAGAAGGUGGGAGAUGGGAACCCUUUGAGGCGUUGGAAAGUGUCCGUGGAGGUGGAAGCACCGCCCUCCGUAGUGCUGAACCGAGUGCUGCGAGAGCGCCACCUGUGGGAUGUGGACCUGCUGCAGUGGAAAGUGUGUGAGACACUGGACAAGCACACAGAAGUGUUUCAGUACGUCCUUAACCGAAUGCCUCCUCAUGCCAGCAGGGACUUUGUAGUCAUCAGGUCAUGGAGGACAGAUUUGCCCAAAGGUGCCUGCUCCCUGGUCUCUGUGUCAAUAGAGCACGAGGACUGUCCUUCUCUUGGAGGGGUACGAGCAAUAGUCCUGGAGUCCAACUACCUGCUAGAGCCAUGUGGCUCAGGAAAGUCCAGACUAACUCAUAUCUGCAGAGUGGACUUGAAGGGGAGGACUCCAGAUUGGUACAACAAAGCCUUUGGUCAUCUGUGUGCAGCAGAAGCCGCCCGGAUCCGCAACUCUUUCCAGCCACUUAUCACAGACGGACCAGAGACCAAAAUCUGAAACUCUUUGUCAGUUGUGUCUGCUGAGCUAUGAGAUUUAGAGCGAGCCUUUGAUUCAUCGAUGACAGGCAGACACAAUGCAUAGACUGAACCCCAGAACUAAAGCACAGUUGUUUUCAGAGAAGAAAAGCCUCAAAAAUCACUUUGAGCUCCUCUGUACUUGCACAAUGACAAAAGAGGACAUGUGAUAGGUGCUGAGCAGAAAUACUCAAUGAGAAAUGAAUCAUCCUGCCAAUGUCUUUACACUUAGGAUUUUAUUUACCUUCAUGUUUCUAAACCUGUAUAAUAUAAUAACUAUUAUCUCUGAUAAUAUUGUAUAACUGUUACUUUAAUCUACAAUGUCUAGGACAUUCAAGCUCUUAAAUGCUUCUGGGAAGCAUGAAUAUGUAAUUCUUUUCAGAUUUUAAGCUAUAAUUAUAAUAUAGACUCAAACGUCUGUGUAAAUAUGUGUGUGAAUACACUGUACAUGCAAACAAGAUGUAAAUAUUGUUUAUAAGUGAAGGGUAAAAUAGUACAUAUGUUAAUAUCCUAUAUAUUGAUUCUUUCAGUGUCAGCCUUUCUGUAAUACACAUGGUACAAAAUUGUAAGCUGGUUUUACUUUGCUUCAGUAUUGCCAUUUCUGAGUGGGUGUAAUUUUAUUAAACUUUGACCUCGUAUGGUUGUGAAAUGAAUGACUUAAGGUUUGACUCGGUCAUACCUGCUUAAAGGUACUGGAUUGUGCAGUCAAGUACAAGUUUUUUAAAAUAAAACUAUCAAAAUA